AUGUUAUGUUUUUUUCAAGUGAUUUGUUCUUCCUUCAUAGCUGAUGUCAGAGUCCCUAAAGCGUUCCAAAAUUUUGUUGUUCACCUGGGAGUCAACACUAUGAAGUCUGCAAAUAUUUGUAUAGGUCGACCAGUGUUGCUUACCAGUUUGAAAGGAAAGCAAGAGGUUUGUACAGCCUGGCCAGUGGCAGGAUUUCCUGGAGGCAAGGUUGGCCUGAGUGACAUGACACAGAGGAAUCUAGGGGUGACAGCUGGUGAUAACACCCGGGUGCAGCCACUCGUGGGUGCUCUUGUUCAGGCCGAGGAAGUGGACCUGGCUCUGAGUGAUGAAGAUCAGGGUAUUAGUGGAGAAGACCUGGCUAGUUGUAUUCUGAGGAAACUUGAUGGCAAAGUUGUUUUACCAGGCAACUUUCUGUAUUGUUCCUUCUAUUUACGACUAUGCAAGAUGCAAGUAUUACAAGUGAAAGGGACAGAUGGCACAAUAUUGGAAAGGCCUCAGAGCAAUGCUGCCACUGAUUCCCAAGAAGUGGUCUCUGAAUGCCCCAGCAUGGAAUCCAGUAGCCUGGAUAUAUCCCUCCAGCUAGGCCAAUUAGAUCUGGAAGAGCCCCGGAGUCCAGCCUCAAGAAGUACUCCUUGUAAACCAGUGGUGGACACAGUUGUGAACACAACUAGUGACAUUUUGUUGGAUGUUGCUCAGAGCUCUGGGGAUGGCAGUGGCCUUGUACUGGAAGACAUCACAGGUCUUAAAUGUUGUGUUAAGUCAGCCAGAGAAGGAAAUAAGCAGCUCACCAAUGAAGAAAGUUUGCUGAAAUCUGCCAGCGUGGGACCGAAAUGCAAUACUGAUACUUUUUAUUUUAUUUCCUCAACAACAAGGAUCAAUUUUACAAAGACUUGCACAAAUUUAAAAGAGCAAGAUAACCAAUUCAGAGUAACAUAUGACAUGAUUGGAGGCUUAAGUAGUCAACUGGAAGCAAUUAGAAAAAUAAUUGAAUUGCCUCUCAAACAGCCUGAACUUUUCAAGCGUUAUGGAAUUCCUGCUCCUAGAGGAGUAUUACUCUAUGGUCCUCCAGGUACUGGAAAAACUAUGAUUGCCCGAGCUAUUGCUAAUGAAGUUGGGGCUUUUAUUUCUGUAAUUAAUGGUCCUGAAAUUAUAAGCAAAUUUUAUGGUGAGACUGAAGCAAGAUUACGUCAGAUAUUUGUUGAAGCCACUCUACGGUAUUGUGUAUUAAAAAUAUUUUUUGGAAUUAAUGGUCAAGAUUGUAGUAAUAAAAAUCUCGUGUUUCUGAAUGACUGUAAUUUUGCCUUAAAGGUGACCAUUGAGAGCUGUAUUAGAAUUAGAAGGUCCUUGGAAGGAAGUGAAGGACAGGUGUUAGUCCUUGGAGCCACAAAUCGCCCUGAAGCAUUAGAUGCGGCACUGCGUAGACCUGGACGAUUUGAUAAGGAGAUUGAGAUCGGAGUUCCUAAUGCUCAGGACCGGCUAGAUAUUCUGCAGAAGCUUCUUCAGAGGGUCCCUCAUUUGCUCACUGAAGCUGAACUGGUACAACUGGCAAAUGAUGCUCAUGGAUAUGUUGGAGCAGACUUGAAAGCCUUGUGUAUUGAAGCAGGUUUCUGUGCUUUGCGUAGUUUCCUGAAGAAGCAGCCUAAUCUUCCUGACAGCAAGGUGUCCAGCUUGGUGAAGAUCACUUUGAAUGAUUUCUUGCAGGGAAUGAAGAACAUCAGGCCCAGUGCUAUGAGGGAAGUAGCAAUCGAUGUCCCAAAUGUAUCCUGGUCAGAUAUAGGAGGAAUGGAGAAUGUCAAGCUGAAAUUGAAACAAGCUGUGGAAUGGCCUUUGAAACACCCAGAGUCAUUCAUUCGAAUGGGUAUUCAGCCACCUAAGGGAGUUCUUCUGUAUGGGCCUCCAGGGUGCUCUAAAACAAUGAUAGCCAAGGCUUUGGCCAAUGAGAGUGGACUGAAUUUUCUAGCUAUAAAGGGGCCUGAAUUAAUGAAUAAAUACGUUGGUGAAUCUGAAAGAGCAGUUCGAGAGAUCUUCCGGAAAGCAAGACAAGUGGCCCCUUCCAUUAUUUUCUUUGAUGAACUUGAUGCUUUGGCUGUUGAAAGGGGCAGUUCUUCAGGUUCUGGGAAUGUGGCUGACCGUGUUUUGGCACAACUCUUAACAGAAAUGGAUGGAAUUGAACAGUUAAAAGAUGUAACCAUUUUGGCAGCUACUAAUCGCCCAGAUAGGAUUGAUAAGGCUUUGAUGCGGCCUGGAAGAAUUGACACAAUCAUCUAUGUGCCUCUACCAGAUGGAGCAACAAGAAAGGAAAUACUCACCUUGCAGUUUCGCUCAAUGCCUAUCAGUAAUGAAGUGGACCUGGAUGAACUUGUCCUCCAAACGGAAAAAUACUCAGGAGCAGAGAUUAUUGCUGUCUGCAGAGAGGCAGCUCUUCUGGCUCUGGAAGAAGACUUCAAAGUCAAGUGCAUCAUGAAGAAACAUUUCACUCAGGCCUUGAGGACUGUGACGCCAAGAAUCUCUGAAUCCUUGAGACAGUUCUAUGAACAUUAUCAAAAGAAGAGUGGGCUGCACUCUGGGAAACAUGCAUAUGCAUCCUACUAAACCCCUUUCUAGAUUUCAUUCUCUAUAGGGCUUUUGACUUGAGAGUAUUUUAGAAAUUCGUUAAUAGGUACAAUGCUUGAAAUACUUCCGUUGGAGUUGAAGAGCUGCAGUUCUAGAAACCUUUAAUCAUGUGAGUACAAUUUGUCCAGCAUGGGUAGAAAACCAGUUUCGGCUGGAAAUGCGUGCUGCAUUUUGAAAAGUAAACAUUUACCUUUUUUCGUGUUUGUCCCUUCAUCUCCCUUGUGACAAUCUCCCCACUGUGGAGUUGUUGUCAAGUGCCUUCCUAUGUGCAUCAGUUUGAUACAACAACAUGAACAAUAUAUAUGGAUAAUUUCA
Molecule: messenger RNA, 2928 nt
Organism: Dipodomys ordii (Ord's kangaroo rat)
Lineage: Eukaryota; Metazoa; Chordata; Mammalia; Rodentia; Heteromyidae
Gene: Afg2a
Product: spermatogenesis associated 5
Exons: 16
Coding region: 1-2592 (863 amino acids)
Cellular component (GO): cytoplasm
Molecular function (GO): ATP hydrolysis activity; ATP binding
Source: RefSeq, a predicted model, not a curated record